AUGACCCCGGCCAUCGAGCGCUCUAAUAACCCGAGAGAUAUAUUGCACGAGAGUGCAGCGAAUCCAGCAACCAAGUCAGAUUAUCCCUCGGCUCCACCUGUCAUGGUCAUCCGUGAUCUAGCCUCGGAUAUCGGGGUAAGAUCACCAGACGCCAGCUCACACGAAUCAGUACUAGAUGGCCUUAUAUCGGCCGAUCUGUCACUCAAUCUCAUCACUAUCUUCCUAGAGCAUUACGGUCGAUGGGUUCUCUUCGAUCCAGAAACCGAUCCCAAGAUCUUACUUGGUAGGGUUAAUCGAUCACCACUGCUAUUCUCCGCUUGCUGUCUGAUCGCUGUCCGACAUACAACGGAAAGCCUGGCGACUACUCUCGCCCCGAAGCUCUAUCAGAGUGCUCGAUCGUUGGUCUCGACCGCAUUACUUGUUUCCCCGCAGCCGAUAGAGUUCUUCCAAGCUGCCAUCGUCCUUUCAUUAUGGUCCACCACGGUGGGCCAAGUUCCGCUGAGCAUCGACAGUUGGCUGCUAAGCGGAUUCGCCUUGCAACAUUGCCAAUCCAGCCCUUUGUUCGACGCAGUCAACACAGCUAAUGCGCACACGGAACUCACGAAAACAACCCUCGAUAACUGGUGUAUCUGGAACCAUCUGUGUCUCGCGCAUCUGCAGUAUUGCGUCGGCACAAGCAGAAAGUCCAUGCUGCAAGCCUCGCAGAUACCGAAAUGCCGAGCGAUAGUAGGCUCCGAUCAUGCCACGAAUUAUGAACUGCGGAUGUCUACAGGACUGGAAAAAGGAGCAGAACAACCCCGCGCGCAAUUCCUGCUGAUGGGCUUCCAUUUCGCUCAUCUUCUCCUAUACGAUCAAUGUUUGAAAAGUAAAACUGCGCGAGCCCGCGAAUCGGUCAUUUCUGAAAUGAUCCGCCAUUCAACAGCCAUCAUUCGACUUGCGAUCGACACCGCGGACGACCGUACGCGCCAUCUAACCGACCACAUCUACCACAUGAUCACGUUCGCUGCCAUUAUCAUCUGCAGGCUACUGAGCGCAUACGAGGACCAACUAAUACAGAUAUACAACCUAGACGAACUGGACUCAUUGAUACUCAGUCUCGUAACCUGGAUGCAGACCAUCGGUCUCCCUUGCCACGCAGCGCAUACACUCGGUCACGUCAUUGGGAAGGUUCAUCAGAAACUACGCCCAGCGGUCGUUCCCCAGCCACUGGCUACAGAACAAAGUGAAGCGUUUUUCGGACAGGACUUGGCAGGCUAUUUCCCCGAGUUCUUAGGCGUUGAGACAACAGAAGACGGAAACUGGGAUUUACUGCCUAGUUGGGGAUUUUCAAGCCCUCCAUAG
Molecule: messenger RNA, 1341 nt
Organism: Aspergillus pseudonomiae
Lineage: Eukaryota; Fungi; Ascomycota; Eurotiomycetes; Eurotiales; Aspergillaceae
Exons: 4
Coding region: 1-1341 (446 amino acids)
Biological process (GO): regulation of DNA-templated transcription
Cellular component (GO): nucleus
Molecular function (GO): DNA-binding transcription factor activity, RNA polymerase II-specific; transcription cis-regulatory region binding
Source: RefSeq, a predicted model, not a curated record